UUUAGAACACUUACUGGUGUGCGGAUUAAGUCUAUUAGUUUUAAAGGAGGAGAUGGAAACAGCGUUUCGGUAGGUCAGUCGGUCGAGCACAUAUACAUGGUGUGUGAAAAACUACCGGAAGGUCGAUGCCUGCCCGGGGAUAAACUUUACUUUUCUCUUUGGUAUAAGGCUUGUUUUACUGCUGGAAUGUUUGCACUUCAAUCAUUACAUGAAACUGAUAUUAAUCAACGAGCACAUUAUUUAGAAUUGGCUGAAAAAAUUGGAGAAACUUGUCAUGAAUCGUACAAUAGAACAAUAACAAAACUUGGCCCAGAAUCUUUCCGUUUUGCUUCGGAUAUAGAAGCAAAAGCUGUCCGUGUCCACGAAUCUUAUUACAUUCUUCGUCCAGAAGCUGUAGAGGGAUGGUUUUAUUUGUGGAGAGUAACGGGUAAACAACAAUAUAGAGAUUGGUGUUGGGAAGUUGUUGAAGCAUUAGAAAGGCAUUGUAGAGCUACAGCUGGAUAUACAGGCAUUAGAAAUGUUAAUUCUUUACCGGUAAAAAAUUUUACUUUUUGUGUGGUUGAUUUUUGGGCUCGUGGAUUUCUUAUCUGUUUUGCGAGUCAAUGA
Messenger RNA from Meloidogyne enterolobii, 606 nucleotides. Lineage: Eukaryota; Metazoa; Nematoda; Chromadorea; Rhabditida; Meloidogynidae. The record is from the annotation of a GenBank genome assembly.